CCCGGAGGGAGUGAGGUGAAGAGAAGUGAAGGGAAGUGAAAGGAAGUGAAGUGGACUGGACUGCCGGCCGGUGGCGGCAGCGGCUCACAAGGCAGGAGUCGGGGGGAAGAGCGGCUGUUGCUCCUCAAACACCCGGCAGGACGACGACACCUCCACACCAGGGGAGGUCGUGACUGCCCGAGGCGGAGCUCCGCGGUCUGGCCAUGGCAGGACUUGGAAGUGACAUGCAGUGGUCUUUCUCUCAGGUGAAAGGAGCUAUUGAUGAUGACGUUGCUGAAGCUGACAUUAUAUCCACAGUUGAGUUUAACCACACAGGGGAGUUCCUGGCCACUGGAGACAAGGGUGGGCGUGUGGUCAUUUUCCAGCAGGAAAUAGAGAAUAAGAAUCACCCUCAAUUACGGAGCGAGUACAGUGUUUACAGCACCUUCCAGAGCCAUGAGCCUGAGUUUGACUACUUGAAGAGUUUGGAAAUUGAAGAGAAGAUUAACAAAAUUCGCUGGCUUCCUCAGAAGAAUGCCGCUCAGUUCCUGUUGUCAACUAAUGAUAAGACUAUUAAAUUGUGGAAAAUCAGUGAACGAGACAGGAGACCGGAGGGAUAUAAUCUCAAAGAAGAGGAUGGACGAGACAAAGAUCGCAACACUGUCACUUCACUGCGGGUACCAGUUUUAAUACCUAUGGACCUCAUGGUGGAAGCCAGUCCUCGGAGGGUGUUCGCCAAUGCUCACACUUACCAUGUCAACUCCAUCUCAGUCAACAGUGACAAUGAAACGUACCUGUCUGCAGAUGAUCUAAGGAUCAACCUCUGGAACCUUGAGAUCACUGACCGCAGUUUCAAUAUUGUUGAUAUCAAACCGGCCAACAUGGAAGAGCUAACGGAGGUGAUCACAGCAGCAGAGUUUCAUCCUCUCCAGUGUAACACGUUCGUCUACAGCAGCAGCAAAGGAACAAUUCGUCUGUGUGAUAUGAGAACUUCAGCACUAUGCGACCAGCACUCCAAGUUAUUCGAGGAGCCAGAGGAUCCUAGUAACCGCUCCUUCUUCUCUGAGAUUAUAUCAUCAAUCUCGGAUGUGAAAUUUAGCCACAAUGGACGCUACAUAAUGACCAGAGACUACUUGUCUGUGAAGAUUUGGGACCUGAACAUGGAAAACAGGCCAGUGGAGACCUAUCAGGUUCAUGAUUACCUGAGGAACAAGCUGUGCUCGCUCUACGAGAACGACUGCAUCUUUGAUAAAUUUGAAUGUUGCUGGAAUGGCAACGACAGUGUGGUACUGACCGGCUCAUACAACAACUUCUUCCGGUUGUUUGAACGUGGCCAGAAGGGGGACGUUAUGCUAGAAGCAUCCCGCGAAAACAGCAAGCCCAUGCAGAUCCUAAAGCCCCGCAAGGUGUGUGUGGGCGGCAAGCGCAAGAAGGAUGAAUUCACCGUGGAUAGUUUGGACUUAAACAAGAAAAUCCUUCACAGUGCCUGGCAUCCCCAGGACAAAAUCAUCGCAGUGGCGACGACAAACAACAUCUAUAUAUUUGAGGAUCAAAUAAACUAACAACUGAGUGGGUUCAUGUGAAAUCAGGCGCAGGAGUUUUCACCUGUACCAUUUGCAGCUUCACCCAGAGGGAUCUGUGGCGAUGCUGACAUCCUGCAUCCCUGUCCGUUGCUACUGGGUCACCAGACUUUGCCACUUUGUUCUACAUGUGGACGGAGGAAUACUCCCUUGCCCAUGAUUAGUCAGUCUGGAGCAGAGAUUCGUCUGCCUUGUCGUUCAAGUGAUGUGCCAACUUUUUCCUUGUCUUUUCAUGUUUGUUUUUUGUUUUUAUUUUUGCUUUCCCACAUACCCUUUACUUUUCUAAUGUGUGUAAAACUAGUCUGAAAUUAAACAGACAUUUAUUUUUAUAACCCCCUACCAAAUUGCUCUGUAAUACAAAAUAAAGACUUAUUGUCCUGUACUGUUGAAGUGUUUAUUUUUCUAAGAAGACUGACCUUUUUUGUGUGUUUUAGUCACUCAUCCAUUAUACAGUCUGUUCUAUUGAAGUUCUUAUCGCCCUUGGUUAUCCAAACAGUUUUUGACAUUCACACAUCAAUGCGAAGCCGCCUUUUUUUUCCCCUCUUUUUUUAAGCACAAGUUACCUGUUCAUACUGGACAGCCACGCCUCAACAGUACCUCCAAGAUUUUUUAUGAAGGUUUUCACAGCUUUUGACUUAAUGAGUUCUGUUCAUGCUCUGGUGUUGCCCAACCUGGCCCAAAUUAUGGAAGAAGAGCUGUUUUGUUGUUUUUCUUUUCUUUUCUUUCUUCUUUGAGAUUGACUGUUUUGUCAUUUGUGUGUUGGCUCCUUUCUGCCUUUGGUUUGAUGUUCAAUAAUAGUCUGACAUGAGAGAUUACUUAUACAAAGAUUAUUAUGAUUGUCAUGUUUAUAUUUAAGGUGUUUAACCAUCACCAGAGAUGUUCCGUCCUAUUUUGUGCAAUAAACGGGUUGUAAGGAUAUCCUUUGUGAUCAGUGAUCUUAAGUAUUUUCUUCCCAUGGUGCACCAUAACUCCCGAGCAGUACUUUAACAGCAGGGAAAACUGAAUUUAACACUGAACUCACUCCACCAAAGUACAUGGAUGUCUGUAUAAGGCUGCAAUUAUUUUUUUUUAAAAAGAGGGGGGGAUUAUUUGAGGCAUUAAGGCAAUCGAAGCAUCUGUUUCAACUACUUGCUUGAUGUGAUGGUACAAUAAAGCUGCACAACCAUCUGCAGC
Cololabis saira (Pacific saury) is the source of this 2732-nucleotide messenger RNA. RefSeq names its product serine/threonine-protein phosphatase 2A 55 kDa regulatory subunit B alpha isoform-like. Gene Ontology annotation, biological process: peptidyl-serine dephosphorylation. The record is from RefSeq and is a predicted model, not a curated record. The coding region runs from base 204 to 1541 and encodes 445 amino acids. Gene Ontology annotation, cellular component: protein phosphatase type 2A complex; cytosol. Lineage: Eukaryota; Metazoa; Chordata; Actinopteri; Beloniformes; Belonidae. The transcript has 10 exons. Gene Ontology annotation, molecular function: protein phosphatase regulator activity; protein binding.